AUGUCGAAAAAGUUUACGGAAAAGCUCCUCCAGUCCGGGCCGAAUGUAAGCAAGAAAUUCCACUCGAGCUUUGGCGCCUCAAUUCUAGCAAAGUACGGCUGGAAGGAAGGCCAGGGACUCGGAAAGGACGAGAAUGGAAUUGUAGAUCCAGUCUCCCUCAAGAAAGUCACUGGCAAUCCAGGGCUUGGAACCGAGAAUAAAAAGGACGACGAGUGGUCCAAUUGGUGGGACGACAUGUACAAUAAACUUGCCGCAAAAGUGGACAUAAAGGCAGAUGAUAAAAGGGAGAAGAAAUCCGAAUCCAAAAAGGUUACUUGA
Theileria equi strain WA is the source of this 318-nucleotide messenger RNA. RefSeq lists its product as hypothetical. Gene Ontology annotation, cellular component: nucleolus. Gene Ontology annotation, molecular function: nucleic acid binding. The coding region runs from base 1 to 318 and encodes 105 amino acids. Gene Ontology annotation, biological process: regulation of ribosome biogenesis. The record is from RefSeq and is a predicted model, not a curated record. The transcript has 2 exons. Lineage: Eukaryota; Apicomplexa; Aconoidasida; Piroplasmida; Theileriidae.